UAUGCCAACAGCUCGAUCGACGACGACUUGUUCAACGACCGAAUUGUAUGGGAGUUUAUGGGAGCUUCACCCUUCCCAUUUAAAUUGCUUCUCCCUCAGGCUCAUCAACAGAACUUGAGACGAAGAGAACGAGCUAGGUCGAAGAAGAUUUAAUUUCCUGCGAGGUCGAAGAAGAUGCAGCCCGCCGACGUGGAAGUUUCUCCACUCGAGCUCAUGUCGGCGAUUCUGCAGGGAAAGCUCGACGUGUCGCAGCUGCUUCAGUGGGCUUCGAAGGCAGUCGAGAGCCCGAGGCUGAUGGACGUGGCUCUCUUGGUCGGAUGCUUCGCGGCGUUCAUACUUUUCUGGAAGAAGACGGGCAACAAAGAGCCGGCCCCGGUGGCGGCGGCGAAAGCGCCGCCGGUGCCAGCUCAGAAGCGGCCGAAGAGGCUCAAAAGCGACGUGGAUUACGUCGAUGAGGGAAAAAAGAAGGUAACUCUGUUCAUCGGCUCGCAGACCGGCACCGCCGAGAGGUUCGCCAAGACUUUCGCGGACGAGGCCAACGCGCGCUACAAGAAGGCCGUCUUCAAAGUCGUCGAGCUGGACGAUUAUGCAUUUGAAAACCACGAGUAUGAAGAAAAGUUGAAGAAGGAGACGCUCGCAUUGUUCUUCUUGGCAACAUAUGGAGACGGUGAACCGACCGAUAACGCCGCGAGGUUCUAUAAAUGGUUCUGCGAGGCAAACGAGCGGAACGUUUACUUGGAGAACCUCCAAUAUGCUGUUUUCGGAUUGGGAAGCACACAAUAUCAACUCUACAACAAGAUUGGUACAGACGUGGAUCGAAUUCUUGCAGAGCAAGGAGCAAAGCGAAUUAUUCCUUUGGGGCUUGGUAAUGAUGAACAGUACAUUGAAGAUGACUUUGUGGCAUGGAAAGAUCUAGUUUGGCCAGAGCUUGAUAAGUUACUCUGCAGCGAGGAAGAUCUCGCCGGAUUAUCUACUGACUAUGUGGCCAGCAUACCGGAAUACCGCAUCGUGUUCCUCGAACGUGGAGAUGCUCCCCAAAUGGAGAGGAAACCAAGUCUUGCAAAUGGCAAUGCGGUUUAUGACCUCCGUAAUCCUUGCAGGGUCAACGUGGCUGUAAGGAGAGAGCUUCAUACCCCGCUUUCCGAUCGUUCAUGUACUCAUCUGGAGUUUGACAUUUCUGGAACUAGUCUCAAGUAUGAAACUGGUGAUCAUGUUGGUGUGUUUUCAGAGAAUACCUCUGAGACAGUGGAAGAGGCUGCAAAGCUCUUGGGAUAUCCAGAGGACACAUACUUCAGCCUGCAUGCAGAAAAGGAGGAUGGAACACCACUGAGCGGCAGUUCUAUUGCACCUCCAUUUCCAACGCCUUGUACUUUGAGAGAAGCACUUGCCAAAUAUGCUGACGUUCUGAGUUCUCCGAAAAAGCCUGCUUUACUUGCUCUGGCUGCUCAUGCUUCUGAACCAACUGAAGCCGAAAGACUCAAGUUCUUGGCUUCUCCAGCUGGAAAGGAUGAAUAUAAUCAAUGGGUUGUUUCUAGCCAAAGAACUAUUCUUGAAGUCAUGGCUGAAUUCCCUUCUGCCAAACUUCCUCUAGGAGUUUUCUUUGCAGCGGUAGCUCCACGCUUACAGGCUCGUUACUAUUCGAUAUCUUCUUCUUCGAGGGCUUGGCCGUCGAGAAUUCACGUCACAUGCUCAUUAGUCUAUGAACCUACACCGACGGGAAGGAUUCACAGAGGAGUUUGUUCCACCUGGAUGAAGAACUCGACCCCGCAAGAGGAGACUCAAGAGUGUAGCCAGGCUCCCAUCUUUGUGAGGCAAUCAAACUUCAGAUUGCCUGCAGAUACCUCCGUGCCGAUAAUAAUGAUCGGCCCUGGCACAGGCUUGGCACCCUUCAGAGGCUUUUUGCAGGAAAGGCUUGCUCUCAAGGAGGCUGGAGCAGAACUCGGCCAGGCCAUUUUCUUCUUCGGUUGCAGAAACAGAAAAAUGGACUACAUCUAUGAGGAAGAGCUAGAUAUGUUUGUAAAGGCAGGAGCUGUUUCCGAGCUCAUCGUAGCUUUCUCCCGUGAAGGUCAAAGCAAAGAGUACGUGCAGCACAAGUUGUCUCAGAAGGCUGCAGAAGUCUGGAACAUCAUCUCACAGGGCGGCCACAUCUAUGUCUGUGGCGAUGCCAAGGGAAUGGCCAGAGAUGUCCACAAAGUUAUUCACACCAUAGCUCAAGAACAGGGAUCACUGGAAGGCUCCAAGGUUGAGGCCUACGUAAAGAGUUUGCAAAUGGAAGGGAGGUACCUUCGUGAUGUGUGGUAGCGGCUAAUAAGCCUCUAUGCUCAGCUGAAGAAAAGAAAGAAAACAGAGGAGAAGAGUUUUGGACUAGGAAUACAGCUUGAGCAUGAAACUGCCUCUUCCUUAUAUAUUAAUGAUUUUUUCGAGAUGAAUAAGUACACACUAUUUGUUCUUUCAGAUGAACUUUGUAUUGUCCAGUGGCUGUAAUAUUUUUCGAAUACCUGCAUGAUGAUGCAAAAAUGAUUACUACGCAUUUGGGCAAGACUAGAA
This is a messenger RNA of Zingiber officinale, 2547 nucleotides long. Its product is annotated as NADPH--cytochrome P450 reductase 3-like. The coding region runs from base 175 to 2301 and encodes 708 amino acids. Gene Ontology annotation, molecular function: NADPH-hemoprotein reductase activity; FMN binding; flavin adenine dinucleotide binding. NCBI's taxonomy places the organism in Eukaryota, Viridiplantae, Streptophyta, Magnoliopsida, Zingiberales, Zingiberaceae. Gene Ontology annotation, cellular component: cytosol. The transcript is spliced from 16 exons. The record is from RefSeq and is a predicted model, not a curated record.